AUGAUAGAAGAACCAUUUAAUACAACAGAAUUCUCAUUUGAAGACUUGACUGAAGACCUAAAACUCCAAUACUUUAUGAUGUUAAUAUUGUUCAUUUCCUACCUUGUUGUUAUUUGUGGAAAUUUCACCAUUAUUGUUGUGAUUUGGGUCACUCCUAACAUGCACACUCCUAUGUACAUAUUUCUGAUGAAUCUCUCCAUCAUUGACAUUGCUUCCACCUCAAAUAUUUUACCUAAAUUAUUAUAUAUGCUCAUCACCAAGUAUAACAUAAUCUCAUUCUGGGAAUGUAUAGCUCAGCUGUAUGUAUUUUUGCUACUGAGUUGCACUGAAGUUGUCCUGCUUACAGCCAUGGCAUAUGACCGCUAUGUUGCCAUAUGUCACCCCCUUAUCUAUGUAAGUAAAAUGAGCAUAAGACACUGUGCCGGCCAUUUAGUUACAGCGUGGACUUUUGGGUUUCUAAACCCUAUUGGAUAUAUUGCCCUUAUAUCUAAAAUGUCCUACUGUACUUCUCAUGGAAUCAGCCACAUCUUCUGUGACAUUGCACCUUUGUUAAAGAUCUCUUGCAGUGGUGUAUCUGAAGUAGAAAUGCUAAACUACAUUGAAGGAACAAUGUUGGGAUUUAUUACAUUUCUUUUCACUUUAAUCUCAUAUAUUUUCAUCAUUUCAGCAAUCCUAAAUAUAAAUUCUGCUACAGGUCGAUCUAAAGCUUUUUCUACCUGCUCUUCCCACCUGACCUGCAUUAUUCUAUUUUACGUGACAAUAACAUCUUUGCAUAUGCAACCCACAUCCAGCUACUCUUCCAAACAGGACAAGUGGUUUUCUCUUGUGUAUGCUGUUUUGGUGCCAAUGUUAAAUCCUUUCAUUUACAGUCUAAAGAACAAAGAUGUCAAAAAAGUAUUGUUGAAAUUGAAAAAGAAAUGGGUAUAG
Molecule: messenger RNA, 927 nt
Organism: Pseudophryne corroboree (corroboree frog)
Lineage: Eukaryota; Metazoa; Chordata; Amphibia; Anura; Myobatrachidae
Product: olfactory receptor 5AR1-like
Exons: 1
Coding region: 1-927 (308 amino acids)
Biological process (GO): G protein-coupled receptor signaling pathway
Cellular component (GO): membrane
Molecular function (GO): olfactory receptor activity; G protein-coupled receptor activity; odorant binding
Source: RefSeq, a predicted model, not a curated record